This is a messenger RNA of Paramecium pentaurelia, 603 nucleotides long. The record is from the annotation of a GenBank genome assembly. Lineage: Eukaryota; Ciliophora; Oligohymenophorea; Peniculida; Parameciidae.
AUGGAAAGUUUUAGAAUAAACAGACCUUCUCAGCCAAGUAAAAAAUUUAUAAAAGGUCUUUUGACAGACAAGAGUGAUGUAAAUUCUGUUUUUUCUGUGGGUUAAAAAUAAUUAAUUUGCUAGGCCAAAAUGAUAUUAGAUGAAAAGAAAAUCAUAGUAUUAGAUGAAGCUACCGCAAAUGUUGAUAUGAAAACAGAUGAUUUUAUUUAAGAAACUUUAAAAUAUAAGUUUUCAGAUUGCACAAUAAUAACUAUUUCUCAUAGAUUAAAUACUAUUUCAGAUUACGAUAAAACUAUGGUCAUAAGUGAAGGAUAAAUAGUAGAAUUUGAUACUCCUUUUAAUUUAUUAGCCAAUUCUAUAAAUUCUAUUUCUGUUGAUACACUAGAUAUUUAAACUGAAUUUUUUAAGAUUUUUGAUAUCAAAAUUCAGAAAACAUUGUAAAUUUCUGAAGUAAAUCAACUGAAUUUUCAAGCUUAGUAAAGGAAAACUGUUAAGCAAUUUUUGAUACUCAUUCUUUCCUCUUUCCUAAUUUUUUGGAAUUCUUCUUCCCCUUAAAAGUCUUUUUAUCCUUGGGAAGAUCUUUAAAUUUUUAUUCUUCUUUGA